AGAAAAAGUUAGGCUUUUUAGGAACUUCAGAACAACCUUGGCGCGCUGAAAGUGUACACCUCGCGCGCGUGAAGAAGCUGUUGUAGAUCAAAGAUAUCAUGAUCUUUUCAUCUUUUCAUGUACUCAGAUGUUGCGUGGGUUGAAACUUUUUUCUCUUAUUUUUUUUUUUUUUACUGAGAAAAAAAUCUGGGGGGCUGAACCAGCAGCCUGGGGAUCGAGUUACACUCUCGGAGGCCAGAUUUUUUCUCUCCCUCUCUCUCUCUCUCUCUCUCCUCCAUCCGAAAGUGGGGGAUGGUGCUGAAGCCAUUCUGUACUUUCUUUUCUUCCUUUUUUUAACAUCCUGAGGACGUCUUACAGUUAAAAAGUGCAUACAAUUUCAUUUUUUCUUUCUUUACGCACCGUUUUCACGCACUGAAGCCUUCGCGUUGGAGUGGAAAGUUUUUUUUUUUUUAAUCGCGGGAUAUAAUAAAGAAAAGGACAAGAAGACAUUCCUGGAAGUUGUGCGGAUAAAAAGUAAUCCGUUAUUAUGUGAACAAUCCUGGAAACAUGGUUUCGGAGUUGCUUUCUGGAACCCUUUCGGCUCGCGGGAUGAAUUAACGGAAUUAACGGACGACACCAACAAACAAAAAAUUCCAGUUUAAAAGCAGUUGUUUUUGUUUUUGCUCUCCAAAAUGUCUCCCAGGUCUAUUGUCGGUGGAUUUGGGAUGCUUUGGGUUUGUUUUGGCUCCGUGCUGGCGAGCCAGGCCGUGAUGUUCCCCCUAAAUGAGAGUUUGUCUAAUGAACACUGCAAGAAAACGACGACUUGUGAAGUGCUGAAGUACAAUACGUGUCUCGGGUCGCCCUUGCCGUACACACACACGUCUCUGGUGCUGGCUGAAGACUCGGAGACGCAAGAAGAGGCUUUUGAGAAGUUGGCCAUGUGGUCUGGUCUGAGAAAUGCUCCUCGGUGCUGGGCGGUCAUUCAGCCAUUACUGUGUGCUGUUUACAUGCCCAAGUGUGAGAACGGUAAAGUGGAGCUUCCCAGCCAGACCCUGUGCCAGGCGACACGCCGACCCUGCAGCAUAGUGGAGCAGGAGCGAGGGUGGCCCAACUUCCUAAAGUGUGAAAACACAGACAAGUUUCCCAUCGGUUGCCCGAAUGAGGUGCAGAAAAUCAAAUUCAAUACAUCAGGACAAUGUGAAGCUCCUUUGGUCAAAACGGAUAUCCAGGCCAGCUGGUACAAGGAUGUGGAGGGCUGUGGGAUUCAGUGCGACAAUCCGCUCUUCACGGAGGAGGAGCACUCCAACAUGCACGGCUACAUCGCCAUCUUCGGCUCAAUCACCCUGCUGUGCACCUUCUUUACACUGGCCACAUUUCUUGCCGACUGGAAAAAUUCCAACCGCUACCCGGCUGUAAUCCUUUUCUACGUCAACGCCUGCUUCUUCGUGGGCAGCAUCGGGUGGCUCGCUCAGUUCAUGGACGGAGCUCGCAAAGAGAUCGUGUGCAAAAGCGACAACACCAUGCGGCUUGGAGAGCCCUCGUCGACAGAGACGCUUUCGUGCGUCAUUAUUUUCAUCAUUGUGUACUACUCCUUGAUGUCAGGGGUCAUCUGGUUCGUUAUGCUUACCUACGCCUGGCACACAUCUUUCAAAGCCCUGGGCACUACGCACCAACCUCUGUCUGGAAAGACGUCCUACUUCCACCUGGUCACAUGGUCCAUCCCGUUUAUCCUCACAGUGGCUAUACUGGCCAUUGCAGAGGUCGAUGGAGACUCUGUUAGUGGGAUCUGUUUCGUUGGCUACAAAAACUACAAAUACCGUGCCGGGUUUGUUCUGGCUCCAAUAGGUGUGGUGCUCACAGUCGGUGGCUAUUUCCUCGUAAGAGGGGUCAUGACAUUAUUUUCCAUCAAAAGUAACCAUCCAGGACUGCUGAGUGAAAAAGCAGCGAGCAAAAUCAACGAGACCAUGCUGAGACUCGGUAUAUUUGGUUUUCUAGCAUUCGGUUUUGUUUUCAUCACUUUCGGAUGCCAUUUCUACGACUUCUUCAACCAGGCGGAAUGGGAAAGGAGCUUUAGGGAAUUUGUGCUAUGUGAAGCUAAUGUCACUAUAGCACAUCAGACUAAAAAGCCAAUCCCAGAGUGCACCAUCAAAAACCGGCCCAGUCUGCUGGUGGAGAAGAUCAAUCUGUUCUCUAUGUUCGGCACCGGCAUCGCCAUGAGCACGUGGGUGUGGACCAAGGCCACUAUACUCAUUUGGAAGCGCACGUGGUGUAGGAUAAUUGGGCGCAGUGACGACGAGCCGAAGCGCAUCAAGAAGAGCAAGAUGAUCGCCAAAGCAUUCUCGAAGCGGAAGGAAAUCCAAAUGGAUCCGGAAAAAGAAUUGUCCUUCAGCAUGCACACGGUCUCCCAUGAGGGACCUGUAGCGGGUAUUAACUUUGAACUGAAUGAGCCGUCCAUGGAAAUGUCCUCCGCCUGGGCCCAGCACGUGACAAAGAUGGUGGCACGGAGAGGUGCUAUUUUACCUCAGGACAUCUCAGUUACACCCACUGGGACACCUGUGCCUCCUCCUGAAGAGCGCAACAGACUGUGGAUGGUCGAAGCCGAUAUCUCCCCUGAGAUGAUGAAACGUAAAAGGAAAAAGAAGAAGAGAAAGAAGGAGGUGCGUACAGUAGUGCCUGCUCCAGAGGACGUGAAUUCCCGUCACAGAGACUUCGGUCCCAGCGCUGUCCCUCGCCUCCCAAAGCUCCCGGCGCAUCGCAGCCUCGUGGCUAACCUGUGGGACCGCCAACGGCAGCAAGAAGAGAACGUCCUUCCAGGGUCCUUCCCGGAAUUCCGACCUUCAUGUCCGAUUCCGUACCAGGAGAGAUACGGAGGGCUUGGAUAUGUUCCAUCGAGCCAGCGCAGCAGGGAGCCUGGAUUUAACCUCGCCAACCCACUGACGCUAAACCAAUACGAGGGACGGGGUCAGUUUAAACAACCGGCCUGGCAGGCUAAAGGAUCUAACGGAGUGUUUCACUAUUCAGGGCAGGAGAUGCCUCCGUCAGUGGGGGGUGGCAGGACAGGCAUAACAACACCUCGAUCAGAGGCCAGGAAACCAGUGACCGCGCCAAUCCACUCCAGAACCAACCUAAUGGAGGCAGAACUGAUGGAUGCUGACUCAGAUUUUUGACUUUGCCCCGCAUUAAGUAGCUCUGAGGAAUUUGUUCACAAAGUGCUGGAUACUUUGCACCACAAGUAGACAGAAACAUGUAAGACAGGUUUCCUGUCUCGGUGCCUAUACUCGUAUGUGGAGCUCUGUGACUGGUUGGGGAUUUAUUUUUUUAUUAGACACAGACUGAGCGCGACCAUCUGUCCGUUUUGCCAUCAGUAGUGCAGAGCUAAUGCUAAGCUAGUGGAUUGGACCUCAAGUGCAUCUGCGCCAUGCAUCUGUGUUUGGUGAGAUGAAGCUGACUUAAACAAACCAGCACUCCUAGGGUAGAAGGAAGUAUGAACAUCAUUCUCAGAAAAUGUACGUUACAGUUGUGAGGUCACAUGAAGUAUUGCUAAUUUAAAAAUGAUUUGACAUGAUAAUUCACGUUACUGUUUGUGUGAACUGCGUGGCAGCUUUGCGAUUGCAAAUCAGUACACUUGGUAUCAGGCUGCGUACAGGCCACUAUGCUAUGCUAAAGGAGCUUGAUGCCACAAGGUAGGUACAAUCGCUAAGUUCACACCAUACAGUACAAGGAAAAGGGCUGCUGCAUUAGAUAUACAUUCGCUCAUUAGGUUUAUGCUUUCCUCCAAACUUACUUGGAAUUUCAAUCAAUGCCUAAAACCACCGAGCCUCCACUCACCUACAGAGGUCGUUUAGUGUCAACAUUAAUCUGAGCUAUGGCACUUUUAAGUUAAUGUGUAUGGGACUGGAUCAUAACACCGUCAUAUAUACAGUAUGGCUCAGUCCUCUGGUUUAUCCAGUCUUGGCUCAUGGAACUGAUCUCAACAAAGGAUAUUGUAAAAAAAGAAAUUUGUAUUCUUAAAUAUUAUUUUUAUCUGUACUUUCAUAUGAAGUUGCCUGGUGCAGCUACGAACAUGUUUCAUUGUAGAUGUGGGCUAUGUGAACACAAGGGCAUUUUUAAAGAACUGACUGUAAAGAUGAUGUUAUCAAAAUUGUUUGUGUUUGUUGUGUUGUUCUGCUUCUGUUCAAAGUGAUUGCUGUACAGUUCUAUCAGAAAGGCUAUGUUUGUAUGUUAGCAUGUAGUUUCACAUUUUGACCUUUUUUCUUUUGUACAUACUUCAGUUUCACAUUGUGCUUUGGCUCACUUUUGCAUUGUAUUUGUACGUUCAUUUUUCUUUUAACACAGAAUGUCUUAUAUUUUGGAUUUGACUUGUGCACAUUUAAGUUUGAAAUUGCAUAUGAAAUUAAUUCGGUUUUUAUCACUUAAACAGUUAAAAAAUUAAUUGAUUAUGAAUAAAAAAAUUAAUUAAAUUUAGAUAUGCAAUGCAGACAGCUAUAUUCUAGAAUACAGCAACAAAAGCAAAUAAGAACAAAUACAAAUACAAAUUCAAAAGUUGGUAAAGUAAAUCAAUCCAUUUUAGCUUAAUAAACGAGGUCCAACAUUAAGAGAUUAUUAGAACCUGAAUUUGAUCAAAUGUGUCUAAAAUCUGUGGUUGUGCUUCAAAUUUAAAAAUGAUGUGCUGUACAUCUGAGAAUUUCAUUUUUUUUAAAACUGAAAUUCAGUUUGCUUUAAUUAAAGGCCAAAGCUUCAUAUGCAAUUUCAAAAUAAAAUGUUAAAAUUGAGAGGGUACAAACAUCUUUCCAUAUGUAAUAUAGAAAGAAUUGUUGUAUACUUACCUGUACUUACUAACCUCCAUGCAACGAUGUACUGUGCAGUAUUUUCACAUCAGCAAAAUUAAGCUUAGAAGAUAUGGUCAUUGUUUGCUUGCUGCAAACCAUUUUUUUUAACCUAUAAAAUGCAAAAUUGUUAAGGUAUACAUUAUUGUUUUUUGUAUAGGUAUCUAAAAAGGGUGUUCAAGUCAAACAGAGACUUUCCAUUUGUAGAGCACGGUUAUGAGAGUAAAAACUCCCUUUAUUUCUCUAUAUAAUCCCCUGCUACGCUAAUGCACUUAUCUCAUUAUUUCACUAGUGCUUGGACACCAUCAAGGUAGAAAGUUUUCUCAGUACGCCAAAGCCAUGAUGAUGUUUGCUUCAUAUUCAAAAUGCUGGCCUCUUAGGAGCUCCUUUAAUAGCCCAAGCAUGUGGAAAUGGCUUGGAGUGAGGUCAGAACUGUAUGGGGGGAUGUGGCAAUAACUCCCAGCCGAAUUUCCGUAAUGCAUCUCUUCUGCAAGUUGGUGAAAAGUUUGUUUUCAAGAAACAGGAAUUCUACUUGCUGAUUGUUCAUGAAAAUUGGACUUUGAGCCACUUUUGCCAUGAUUGUCAUUCACAGACAUACAAUAUUUUUUAAAACAUUUGCACUUUUCAAAUGUUUUACUGCGGCUAAGAGUCUUAUCACAAUACUGUGCUUGGAGUUUUCUGUAAAUCGGUUUUACACCUUCAUUCAUGGUUCUGGUUUGACUUGAACGCCCCUUGUAUAAGAGAUAUACAUACAGGUAAACAAAAAAAUGCUGUAUACAUUUUUGAAUGACAUGGUGAAUAAAAUAAGGUAUAUUAUUGUAUAAAUAACUGGGAUAAGCCUUACUUUCCACCAACAUAUUGUGGUUUCGCUUAGAUCUUGAUGAUUGUUUAAUGGUGUCAUUAUUAGUAUUUUUCUGUCUUCUUCAUGGAUUGAUAUCAACAUGUAAACUAUCUGGAUGAUUUAACAGGUGCUGUGAUUGAUUCUAGAGAUCUUGGUGGGGUAAGUUUGGAAAGUAAAGUGAUAAUUUUUUUUUUUAUCAGGAUCAGUUUGUAAAAUAUUUUUUAUUUACCUACAGUACAGACUACCGCCAGCCAUGUGGGAUAUACUGUACAGCUGCAAAAUCCUCUGAUUUGUAUAAAACUGACUCAAUAUAUGAUUUUUAAGCUUGUUACAUGGUAUAGCCUUAUGUUAAAUUAUGUUUUUCACUUUAUAGCCUGCAAAAUACUUUGAAAUGAACUUAAAACUGUAUUUUGCGCAUUUGUUUAUAACAAUAAACAAAAUGUA
Messenger RNA from Clarias gariepinus (North African catfish), 6090 nucleotides. It is a transcript of the gene smo, whose product is annotated as smoothened, frizzled class receptor. Bases 672 to 3146 code for a protein of 824 amino acids. Gene Ontology annotation, biological process: smoothened signaling pathway; central nervous system development; commissural neuron axon guidance. The record is from RefSeq and is a predicted model, not a curated record. The transcript has 12 exons. Lineage: Eukaryota; Metazoa; Chordata; Actinopteri; Siluriformes; Clariidae. Gene Ontology annotation, cellular component: cilium; plasma membrane; dendrite. Gene Ontology annotation, molecular function: transmembrane signaling receptor activity; patched binding.